Tachysurus vachellii is the source of this 2357-nucleotide messenger RNA. RefSeq names its product mitogen-activated protein kinase 13 (gene mapk13). Gene Ontology annotation, cellular component: nucleus; cytoplasm. Lineage: Eukaryota; Metazoa; Chordata; Actinopteri; Siluriformes; Bagridae. Gene Ontology annotation, biological process: protein phosphorylation; intracellular signal transduction. The record is from RefSeq and is a predicted model, not a curated record. Bases 143 to 1318 code for a protein of 391 amino acids. Gene Ontology annotation, molecular function: MAP kinase activity; ATP binding. The transcript is spliced from 12 exons.
UAUAUGAAAACAGGACGCCUCUUAAGGCGUUUCCUUCGCCAACAAAAAAGACAUUUCACCGACCAUGUUUUUUUACAGGUGAAACACGCUUGCACGUUGUGUGACCGAUUCCACUGUCGACCACAGUAAUAGCACUGGUUCCAUGCGAACUAGAGCCGCUGAACGCCGAGCGAGAAAGCGAAAGAGAAGCGAUCUGUCCGUCCUGCCGUCUGCUGGGAUGGAGGAGCCGCAGCCGCAGCAGCAUUUUAACCGCGAGGAGAUCAACGGCACCGUGUGGGAAGUUCCGGUCAAAUACGUGCGAUUAAAGCAGAUCGGAACCGGAGCCUACGGCACAGUGUGCUCAGCUAUCAAUGAAAAAACCCAGGAGAAAGUUGCCAUCAAGAAGCUUCACCGGCCGUUCCAGUCGGAGAUCUUUGCGAAGAGAGCUUACCGGGAGCUCAGACUGCUAAAACACAUGAAGCAUCAAAAUGUGAUAGGAUUGCUGGACGUGUUUACUCCCGCCACUCGGCUGGAAUCCAUUCAGGACUUCUACCUGGUGAUGCCGUACAUGUACACAGAUCUGUCCAAGGUGCGAGGUGUGCUCUCAGAAGAUCGUGUGCAGUUCCUGGUCUACCAGAUGCUCUGUGGACUAAAGUACAUUCACAGCGCUGGCAUCAUUCACAGGGAUCUGAAACCAGGCAACCUGGCAGUGAAUCAAGACUGCGAGCUGAAGAUAUUGGACUUUGGCUUGGCAAGGCAUGCAGAUCAAGAGAUGACUGGUUAUGUUGUGACAAGAUGGUACAGAGCACCUGAGGUUAUUUUAAAUUGGAUGCACUACAACCAGACAGUGGACAUCUGGUCAGUAGGGUGCAUAAUGGGAGAAAUGUUCAACGGAAAGACACUCUUCAAAGGAAAAGACUACAUGGACCAGCUGGUUCAAAUCAUGAAGGUAACAGGGACGCCUGGCCCAGAAUUCAUCGAGAAACUAGAAAGCCAGGAGGCAAAGAACUAUGUGAAAUCACUUCCCUUUUAUCCACGGAAAGAUUUCUCUGCACUGUUUCCAAGGGCCAGCGAACAAGCGGUGGACCUGCUGGAGAAGAUGCUGGUUUUAGACACUGAUACACGAGUCACUGCUGAUGGUGCACUGGCCCACAGUUACUUUAAUGAACUGAGAGAUGCAGAUGACUGUCCGGAGCCCAAGCCAUAUGAUGACAGUUAUGACAAUGCCACACUGCCCCUAGAGGAGUGGAAGAGGUUGUCGUUUAAAGAAGUGAAGAGUUUUGUUCCGUUUCCAAGAAGAGACUCGAAGAGGAGAAACACACUGACAAUGUCUCAGUGAUGUUACACUAUGUCACAGCCAUGCCUGUAUCUAUGUAGAUGAUGUGGUGCAAAGGACCUGGGUGUGGAAAUGUUUACACAUAAACCUAUUACAAGUCAUGACAAUCCAUGAUGAGUUAGCAAUGAAUGUGUCUUUGUUGUGUACCUGAUAAGUGGGCUUAUGGAUGUACUGCUGUUACAGAAGUGGCUGCCUUUUAUUUUGUUGCCUUGAAGCCUUUUUUUAGGUUUGAAAUUAUAUAAAAAGUGAUAAUAUUACUUGGAUUCUUUGAUUCAGACCUGUUACAUUGUGGAUUUCUGUGCUCAGGAGACAAAAAAAAUGCCUAGAUACUCUGUAAAGAGCUGUACAGUUUUUCACCAUUAAAGUCUCUAUAUAUUUCUUAGAUUGAACAGAGCCGAUUACAAUUGCAAUAGUGCCCAUAAGUGUAUAUUGUAAGAUAUACCACAGCACUGUGCAUUAAAACCACUUCGGUUGCUCAAGUGGCACACUGAUGUUUAAGAACAACUUGACAAAGGGCUGAGGGAGUAAACGAGGAGAAUGAAAUGAAUAACUGAGGUGCAGUAUAAUAAUUAGUUGGCUUUAAAAUCUAUGGUGGGUGUGUCAGGAUCCUCCACAGCAAUAGUCCAGAGGAAAGCAGAUGGGAUUCAAAUGAAAUGUUACUGAUUGCACAUGCCAUCAGAUGGUGGUCUGACCAAUUAAAGGGAACACGGUGUGUGUAAUAUGGAGGCUUUUCUGUUACGUUAAAGUUUACUUUUAUUUGAUUACUUUCAGCACAGCAGGUAUAUACAGUAUGGUUACAUAUCACUAACCCUUACACCUCUGUUAUAGUUGUUAUAGAUAUUGAGCUUUAUGUAAUACUCAUUUGCCAGGUUAUGCUAUGAAAUCAUUUGUGAAUGUUGUUUAUGCUGCAUAGCUUUGUAAGAUGCAUUUGGCAAUGAUAAUGAAACAAGUAUACAUUUGACAAUCAGCAAUGUAGUAUUUUACUGAUUACAUUUUUAAAUAAAUGCCUUAAUUAAAAGACUACAAGAAUAUAUGCCCCAAA